Molecule: messenger RNA, 1701 nt
Organism: Arabidopsis thaliana (thale cress)
Lineage: Eukaryota; Viridiplantae; Streptophyta; Magnoliopsida; Brassicales; Brassicaceae
Product: SWI-SNF-related chromatin binding protein
Exons: 2
Coding region: 1-1701 (566 amino acids)
Source: RefSeq, marked reviewed
AUGUGUGUUGGUUUCGCGGUAACUCGAAAUCGAACCACCAUGAGAUUCAAGAUCGUCUGCAUACUCGAGACGCAAACGCUGUAUAGAUUCGAGAUCAGCGACGGAUACUCAUGGAGAUUAUCGGAAACGACCAUCACCCCUAGCUCAAAAAGUGAUCUCACGACGCUAAUGAAACCUGUUUACUUGGACAACACUCUUCAUUGGUUGAGAAACGAUGGGAGCAUCAUAGCUUUUAAUCCCGAGACAGAGGAAGCACGACUGAUUCCUUCAAGAUUCAGAUUUGAUCACAGGAAUACAUUAUUUGCGGCAAACGAAAAUAUCAACCGCCUGACUUUGAUAUCAAAGACGGUAAAAAGAAUAUCAGUUUACACACUACUCGAGGAUUCGAAGUGGGCUCUCGCCAAGCGGAUCAAGAACAUAUCUAUGGAUAAAAGAGAUAUUAGAUACUCGAACGUGGUUGCGUACGAUGACAAGUGUCUUGUGCUGAGGGAAUUUAAAGACAUUAAGCUUGGCAGUGUGGUUCAUGUGUACGACAUGGAAACUAACACUUGGAGAGUUUUAGGGGCCAUAUGUCAGCACGCUACCGUCCAAAAAUUGUAUAAGAUUACACCCUCUUUGUUCUUUGUCGAAGAGGAUGAUGAGAAGCACAAGGUCGUUGUAGCAUCUAAUGACCAACACAUCUAUCUAAACGCGGUUUUGGGUGUCAUUGAUUCAACCAACUAUGGCGCCACUUACAUCUUUUGCCAACCUUUGGUCUCUUCAAGAGAUUCUAUGUCACCAGAAAAUGAAGUGAAUCUGUCUAGAGAGCCAUGUUACAUUUUUGGCUCCUGCUCGGGCCUUCUCCUACUAUAUAUUGGUGGCCUCUUUGUCGUAAAUCCCCUCACAAAGAGGUUUCGACUUUUUGAACACUCUGGCUCAAAGCUUCUGCCUAUAAUAGUUGGUGGUGAUCGUAACGUUGCUGGUAGGGAAAGAGGGAUGUGCGUCGGAUUCACGGUAAAUGGAAAUCGAACAACUAAGAGAUUCAAGAUAGUCUGCAUACAUGAGAUGGGAACGGUGUAUUCAUUCGAGCUCAGCGAUGGAUAUUCAUGGAGAUUAUCGGAAACAACCGUCACCGCUAGCUCAAAAAGUAAUCUCACGGUGCAAAUGAAACAUGUAUACUUUAACAACACUCUUCAUUGGUUGAGAAACGAUGGGAGCAUCAUAACGUUCAAUCCCGAGACAGAGCAAGCACGCUUGAUUCCUUCCAUAUUUCAUCAAGAACCAGAGAUGAAAUUGUUGUUUGCAGCAGACAAUAACAUUAAUCGCUUGAUCUUAAUAUCGGGGACGAAAGAAGAAAUUUCAGUUUACACACUACUCGACAAUUCUGAAUGGACCGUCACCAGCCAGAUCAAGAACGUAUCUAUGAAGGAAAGUGAACUUGUAUGCUGGAACAUUGUUGUGUACGACGGCAAGCAUCUAGUGGUGAGGGAGAUGAAAGAUUCAUUAAACGGUGUGGUUCAUGUGUACGACAUGGAAGUUAAAAGUUGGGAAGUUAUAGGGUCAACCAAAUCUUGGUCCAGUCGCGUCCGAGACUUCUAUAAAUUUACACCAUCCUUGUUCUUUGUCGAGGAGGAUGAGCAGCAGAAGGUGACAGUAGCUUCUAAUGACAAACGCAUUCCCUAUCUAACUGCGAUUAUGGGACUCAUUGAUACAAACAAGUAA